Molecule: messenger RNA, 8739 nt
Organism: Tetranychus urticae (two-spotted spider mite)
Lineage: Eukaryota; Metazoa; Arthropoda; Arachnida; Trombidiformes; Tetranychidae
Gene: beta-Spec
Product: spectrin beta chain
Cellular component (GO): spectrin
Molecular function (GO): actin binding; phospholipid binding; structural constituent of cytoskeleton
Source: RefSeq, a predicted model, not a curated record
UUGUUGGGUUAUUCAAUUUCAGGUAAAUUAACCAAAAGUCACUUUUUCUGUGUUUAAUCUCAGAAUUUUCAGUUUCAAUUCACCCGAAAUUUAUAUUUUUAACUGUAUUUAAAUCGUCAUGACAAUUGUGAAGAUCAGGAAAAGUUCCGGGUGAGGCUCUGAGGAGAGAGGAAAAGAGAGUGAGUAAGAAAGAAGAGAGCAGAAGGUUAGACAUCUCACUUAACUUGAGUUUAUUCUGUUUGUCUACAUCUUUUUUUAUUAACCUAAACUAUAAUAUGAAGCGCCAAUUAAUAGAUCAUCAACUUUAAAUUCAUCAUUCCCUUCAUCAUUUUACAUUAUUCUAGUGUUCAUCCUUUUAACAUUAAUUCAACCAAACAAGAAUACGAUUCAAUGAUAAAUUAUCAGGCGUGACCAUCAAAUUGAUUAAAUUUUGUGAAUUUUAACUUGUUUUUCAUUGUGUCUGCUUAUAGUUGGUUUAAAUAAAGAUGACUACCGACAUAUCGGUUGGUCCUCGAUGGGACCCGGUGACCCAACAAGAGAUCCUUAUGGACGAUUAUGAAUAUGAUGGGGGAAACUCUUCAUCCAGAUUGUUUGAGAGGUCAAGAAUUAAAGCUUUAGCUGAUGAAAGAGAAUCGGUUCAGAAAAAGACCUUCACUAAAUGGGUCAACUCACACCUAGUUCGAGCUAACUGCCGCAUCAAUGAUCUAUAUGUUGAUUUACGUGAUGGUAAAAUGUUACUCAAACUUCUGGAAAUACUGUCUGGUGAACGUUUACCUAAACCAACUAAGGGUAAAAUGAGGAUACAUUGUUUAGAAAAUGUUGACAAAGCGUUGCAAUUUCUUUUACGAGAACAACGAGUUCAUCUGGAAAAUAUGGGGUCUCAUGAUGUUGUUGAUGGUAAUCCAAGGUUAACUCUUGGUUUAAUUUGGACUAUUAUUUUACGAUUCCAAAUUCAAGAUAUCAUGGUUGAAGAAGUUGACAACCAAGAAACAAAAUCUGCCAAAGAUGCACUUCUUUUGUGGUGUCAAAUGAAAACUGCCGGCUAUCAUAGUGUCAAUGUGCGAAACUUUACAACUUCAUGGAGGGACGGAUUAGCCUUCAAUGCUCUCAUCCACAAACACAGACCUGAUCUCAUCCAAUAUGAUAAAUUAAGCAAAGCCAAUCCUAUCCACAAUCUCAACAAUGCAUUCAAUGUUGCCGAGAAAGAGCUUGGUUUAAUGAGACUACUUGACCCUGAAGAUGUUUGUACCGACAAUCCUGACGAGAAAUCCAUUAUAACUUACGUUGUAACUUACUACCAUUACUUCUCCAAGAUGAAGCAAGAAACAGUGCAAGGUCGAAGAAUUGCCAAAGUAGUCGGUGAAGCUAUGGAAACUGACAGAAUGGUCGAUGAUUAUGAAAAAUUGACUUCUGACCUUUUGAAAUGGAUUGAACAAACCAUUGAUACUCUUGGGGAUCGUCAAUUCACCAACAGUUUACAAGGGGUGCAACAACAACUUCUUCAAUUCAAUAACUACCGAACUGUGGAGAAACCUCAAAAAUUCGAAGAAAAAAGUAAUCUUGAAAUGCUGCUAUUCUCCCUAAAAUCCAAGAUGAGAGCAAAUAAUCAAAAAGCUUACACACCAAAGGAAGGUAGAAUGAUUUCAGAUGUCAAUAAAGCUUGGGAGCGGCUAGAAAAGGCUGAACAUGAAAGAGAAUUGGCAUUAAGAGAAGAACUUAUCCGUCAAGAAAAGCUUGAGCAACUUGCUGCCCGAUUUGACCGUAAAGCUGGUAUGAGAGAGACAUGGUUGAGUGAAAAUCAAAGAUUGGUUUCUCAAGACAACUUUGGCUACGACCUUCCGGCUGUUGAAGCGGCUGCUAAAAAGCAUGAAGCUAUUGAAACAGAUAUCUUUGCUUAUGAAGAAAGGGUUCAAGCAGUUGUUGCUGUGGCUCAAGAAUUAGAAGCUGAGAACUAUCAUGACAUCAAUCGCAUUAAUGCCAGAAAAGAUAAUGUAUUGCGUCUAUGGAAUUAUCUUCUUGAGUUAUUGAAAAAUCGCAGAACGCGUCUUGAAAAUGCUCUUUCUCUUCAACAAACUCUUCAAGAAAUGUCUUACAUCGAAGAUGACAUGAAAGCUCUUAAGAGUCGCUUCGAAUCAUCUGAUUAUGGCAAACAUCUCAUGGGCGUUGUUGACCUACUCCAAAAGCAUAGCUUAUUGGAAGCUGAUAUCCAUGUAAUUGGUGAUCGUGUUGGUGGAACAACUGCACAAGCCAAGCGGUUUAUUGAAAACUUCGAAGUGACAGGCUAUAGACCCAUGGAACCCGAAGCUAUUCACCAUCGCAUUAAAAAACUGGAAUCUUCUUAUGCUGAGUUGGUUGCUUUAGCAGAUCAACGUAAGAAUCGUCUUGAAGAGUCUAAGAAACUUUGGCAGUUCUAUUGGGACAUGGCUGAAGAAGAAGCAUGGAUCAAGGAGAAAGAACAAAUUCUUUCUUCCGCAGAAAUUGGUCACGAUUUAACAACAGUGCAUCUUUUAAUAAGCAAGAAUAAAGCCCUUGAAGAUGAAUUAGGUGCACAUGAACAUCAACUUCUCAAUGUUAUUCGUGCUGGAGAAGAUCUAAUUCAAGCAGGACAUUUCGGUGCUGAAGAGAUUAGUCAGCGAAUCAAAGAGAUUGAAGAAAUGUGGGACAAAUUGAAGGAGUUACAAGCUUUAAGGACAACUCGUCUUACUGAGGCUAUUGAAUAUCAUCAAUUCUUCACUGAUGCUGAUGAUGUUGAUGCUUACAUGCAAGAUUCAUUCAAAUUGAUCUCCAGUGAAGAUGUCGGUUUUGAUGAACCUCACGCACAAGCUCUAUCCAAGAAACAUAAUGAGGCAACUGAAGAGCUCAAGAAACAUGAAGCUGUUAUUGAAAGUCUCAAAGACCAAGCCCGUAAUUUGGGUAUUGCUGAUAGAGAUGCACCCGAAGUCUUGGAAAGAUUGGCUACAAUUGAUGCCCGUCACAAGGAACUUAAUGAACUUUCUAAAAAGAGAAAGUCUCGACUCAAUGAUGCUAUCUCCUUAUUUAAAUUAUUCACUGAAGCUGAUGGUGUUGAACAAUGGAUCGCUGAGAAAGAGAAGAUGCUCGACUCUAUGAGCUUGAAUCGUGAUAUGGAAGACAUUGAAGUAAUGAAACAUCGGUUUGAAACUUUCGACCAAGAAAUGAAUGCAAAUGCUUCUAAAGUUGCUGCCGUCAAUCAGAUUGCUCGACAACUAUUAACUGUUGAACAUCCUGAUUCAGAGAAGAUUGUAUCUCGGCAAAAUCAGCUUAACCAAAGAUGGGCUGAACUUCGAGAUAAGGCUGAAAAGAAGAGAGAAGAAAUCGAUUCUGCUCAUGGAGUUCAAACAUAUCACAUUGAAUGCCGAGAGACAAUUACCUGGAUCGAAGAAAAGACAAAACUUCUUCAAGCAACAGAAGAGCUUGGUGAUGAUUUAACUGGUAUAAUGACCUUACAGAGACGUUUAAGUGGUAUGGAAAGAGAUCUUGCUGCUAUUGAAGAUAAACUGAAUACCUUAGAGCAAGAAUCUGAAAAGAUUCGCGCUGAUCACCCUGAAGAAGUCCCAUUAAUUGAAGAAAGAACAGCACAAAUUCGAUCUGUCUGGGAUAAAUUGACGCAAGUAUUGAAAGCUAAAGAAACUAAAUUAGAAGAGGCAGGUGACCUACAUCGUUUCUUAAGAGAUCUUGAUCACUUCCAAGCUUGGCUUACUAAAACUCAAACUGACGUUGCCUCUGAAGAUACUCCAACCAGUCUUGCUGAAGCAGAGAAAUUAUUGAACCAACAUAAGCAAAUUAAGGAUGAAAUAGACAAUUACACCGAAGAUUACAAUAGUAUGAUGGAAUACGGAGAGAAAGUUACUCAAGGACAAACUGAUCCACAGUACAUGUUCCUCAGAGAGAGAUUGAGAGCCUUGAAAAAUGGAUGGGAGGAGCUCCAUCAAAUGUGGGAGAAUCGACAGCACUUCCUGUCACAAAAUCUCAAUUUGCAAGUGUUCUAUCGUGACGCAAAACAAGCAGAAGUAUUGCUUAGUCAACAAGAAAACUAUCUUUCUAAAGAUGAAACUCCAACUAGUCUUGAGCAAGCAGAAGAACUCUGUAAGAGACAUGAUGCAUUUGAGACAACCAUGGAAGCCAAUGAUGAAAAAAUUAAUGCUGUCAUCAACUUCGCACACACUCUCUGUGAAGAGGGAAUCAUUAGUGCUGACAAAGUUCGUAGAAAGGCAGACGAUAUUGCAGCUAGGCGUGAUGCUAAUAGAAGAAGAUCCGAAGAGUACGCUGAAAAACUCAAAGAUCAACUUCGAACACAACAGUUCCUACAAAAUGUUGAGCAGCUUCAAGAUUGGAUACAAGAGAAAUACAUUAUUGCCCAGGACGAAACCUACCGAAGUGCUAAAACAAUUCACAGUAAAUGGACUCGACAUCAAGCUUUCGAGGCUGAAAUUGCUUCUAAUAAAGAUAGACUUGAUGAUGUAAUGCAGGCAGGACAAGAAUUUGUUAAAGAAAAGCCUGAACUUAUUAAUGUGAUACAACCCAAACUUGAUGAAUUAAAUAAUUCAUUCGAUGCUCUUGAAACAACAACCAAAGAAAAAGGCUCUCGCUUGUUUGAAGGCAAAAAAGAAGAGCUUUGUGUUCAUGCUUACGAUGAGCUCGAUGAAUGGAUGAGAUCACUCGAAAGUCAAGUCAUGCAACCUGAAACUGGUCAAGAUUUAACAACCGUUAACCACUUCCUUCAAAAGCAGCAAAAUAUUGAACAACAAAUUGAAACUAAAUCUAAGCAGCUAAAUGAAUUAGAAGCUAUUGCUAGCAAGCUUGAAAAAAUUGACCCAGCUAAGAAAGAAGUUAUUCAAGCCAAAAAAGCUGUGGUCGUCGAAAAAUUCCAGAAAUUACAAGCUCCUUUGGGAGAAAAGAAAAAGGAACUCAUGAAAAAGAAAGAAGCGUUCCAAUUCCGAAGAGAUGUGGAGGAUGAAAAACUAUGGGUUAAAGAGAAAGAACCUCUUGCCACUUCAACUGACUAUGGUAACACCUUAUUCAGUGUUCAAUUGCUAAUCAAAAAGAAUCAAUCACUCAGAACUGAAAUUGACAAUCAUGAACCAAGAAUAAUGAACAUUUGUGACAAUGGACGAAAGCUCAUCAAAGACGGUCAUGCAGAUUCAGCUGAGUUUGAAACAUUAAUUGACGAAUUACUUGCCCAUUGGGAUGAUCUUAAGAAAAAGAUGGAUCAUCGUCGAAGUAAAUUACUUGAGUCUGAAAGAGCACAGCAAUAUUACUUCGAUGCAUCUGAAGCGGAGGCUUGGAUGAGUGAACAAGAAUUAUACAUGAUGGUUGAAGAUAGAGGAAAAGAUGAACCAAGUGUACAGAAUUUAAUGAAAAAACAUGAGAGUUUGGAAAAUGCUGUUGAAGAUUACGCUGCUACAGUGCGACAAUUAGGUGAAACAGCCAGGCAGCUUGUUGCUGAGGGUCAUCCUCAAGCUGAUCAAAUUGCAGUUAGACAAUCUCAAGUUGAUAAAUUAUACGCCGGUCUUAAAGAUUUAGCCAAUGAACGACGAUCCAAGUUGAAUGAAGCUUUAUCAUUGUACUCUCUUAGUCGAGAGUUUGAUGAUGUAAUGCUCUGGAUACAAGAAAGAGAAGUCAUUGCUGGAUCACACGAAUUGGGACAAGAUUACGACCUUGUUACAACACUUCGUGAACGAUUUAAGGUAUUUGCUCGUGAUACUGAGUCACUUGGUAAAGAACGAGUAUCAAAUGUUAACAGUGCAGCUGAUUCUUUAAUAAAUGCUGGCCACUCAGAUUCAGCACAGAUCGCUGAAUGGAAGGACUGUUUGAAUGAAGCCUGGGAUGAUCUUCAAGAGUUGAUCAAGACUCGGGACAUGUUACUGGCAGCUUCUUGGGAGAAAUUUAAAUUCUUUAAUGAUUGUAAAGAUGUUUUGGCUCGAAUCCAUGAAAAGUAUAAUUCUAUGUCAGAUGAAUUGGGACGAGAUGCCCAAUCUGUUUCUAAUCUUCAAAGGAAACAUGUUAACUUCGAAAAAGAUCUACAAACCUUACGAUUGGCUGUACAGGGUAUUCAAGAUGAAUCAAAUAAAUUACAAGCUUCUUAUGCUGGUGACCAAGCACAGGACAUUGUUGACAGGGAAAGGGAAGUAGUCAAUUCAUGGUACAAGCUAUUAAGCAACUGUGAAGCUCGUAAACAGAAACUUGCCGACACAGGUGAUCUCUUUAAAUUCUUUAACAUGGUCCGUGAUCUUAUAGCCUGGAUGGAUGACGUUGUACGACAAAUGAAUACCUCAGAGAAACCAAGAGAUGUUUCUGGAGUUGAAUUACUUAUGAAUAACCACCAAAGUUUAAAAGCAGAGAUAGAUGCUAGAGAAGAUAAUUUCGGUACUUGUAUGAAUUUGGGUAAAGAAUUAUUAGAACGCAAUCAUUAUGCCUCUGAAGAAAUUCGAGACAAAAUAUUUACCUUAACCAACCAAAGAGGUUCCAUGAUGCAAAGAUGGGAAGAAAGAUGGGAUCAUUUGCAGCUUAUUUUAGAAGUGUAUCAAUUCGCUCGUGAUGCGGCUGUUGCUGAGGCCUGGUUAAUCGCACAAGAGCCUUACUUGUUAAGUCGUGAACUUGGACAUACAAUUGAUGAAGUUGAACAGUUACUCAAGAAACAUGAAGCAUUUGAAAAAUCAGCAGCUGCUCAAGAAGAGAGAUUUGCUGCUCUUGUAAGACUGACUACGCUUGAGCUUAGAGCUCAAGAAGCAGUUUUAAUUAAUUUGGAGGAAAAAACUCAAGCCUACUCCGAGCUUGACGAUCAUAUGAGAAGAUCUGGUUUCUAUAAUGAUUUUGAAAUGCGUGAGCUAAGACGAAGGGAAGAAGAAGAGUUGGAAGAACGUAGGAGGCAAGAAGAAAUGGCGAAAUUGAUAGCACAGAAAACGCCUUCACCGGAUGAACCACCAUCUGAUCGACUCGAUGGAGAAGGUGAUGUUUCCGAACGAAGUGCUGGACCACUCUCUGAAGCCUUAUCCGAACUCGAACCCAAAGUGCAUGCUCCGGAACUCGUGAGAGAACUGAGCCAACCUAUGGCUCGACGGCAAUCAAGUUCAUCACCUAUCUCUAUUCAAGAACAACCAGCCUUUAAAUCUGAAACAUUACCCAAGACCGGGGCAUCCUCUUCUUCGGCUUCCCCCGCGAAGUCGAAAUUCAAGAGGUCAUCUUACCGGUCUAAGUCACCUUUCAGCAGUUGGAGAAGAAAACGUAAAUCUUCAUUUGAUGAAGACUUGGAACGUGCUGGAACAGCGGCUGGCACAAGUGAUGAAGAUAUUGUUCUUGAAAAUAUCCUCAAUCGAAAACAUGUUUGGGAAUCAACAACAAAACGAGCCUCCAAUAGAUCCUGGGAAAAAGGAAUCUAUGCGGUACUUAGAGGCUCAUCUUUGUGUGUCUUCAAGGACCAAAAGCAUUUCAAACAAGAACCUGAUAGAUAUCUUCGAAACGAAAAGCCUAUAGAUCUCAAGCUAUCAGUUGCUGAAAUUCCUGCAGAUUACACUAAACGAAAGAACGUCUUUAGGUUAAAAUUACCAGAUGGUGGAGAAUAUCUUUUUGAAGCUGCCAAUUCUGAGGACUUGAAUUCUUGGAUCAACAAGAUUAAUCAAUGUGCUCGGGAACAGCAAACUUCUCCUGGUCCCUCUCGAUCACAAACUUUACCAGCGUCAGCGCCAAAAGAUGAACCCAAGAAAAGAGGAUUCUUCACUUUAAUCAAGAAAACAUAAUAGAAAUAGCCUUUAAACUGAGGGCAAGGGUUUUUUAAUUGGUUCAAAAGACGAGUCAAGAGAAAUGCUAACUUUACGAUUAGUUGGGCAAUAUUAUUGAUAGCUCAUAUAUUCAUCUUUCUUUUUCUAAAAUUAAGUCGACUCUACGCUUGUCAUUUUUCCUGCCUUUAAAAAAUAUAUAUUUAACAUUGAUCGUCUGUUUUGGAAAGAAGAUGAUUAAGAAAAUGAGAUGAGAUGAAGAGAAAAAGAAAUGGGUCAAAAAGGAUUUGUGAAAGAUGAUCCUAUGACCAUAAGGGAUUGGAAUUGAUUUGAAUAGAAUGAAAUACAAUUUCAAAAAUAAAUUGAAAUCAAUUAAUUUGUCGAAUCAAGCAGCUAAAGAGACCAUUAACUAAAGCCAAUUCUCUUUGAACAUUUAAACAUAAAAGCAUACAUACAAACUUACAUUCACUUUCACAUUCAUAUACAAAAACGCUUCAUGUCACCACCUUUUCAUCGCCCAUUUAAACAAGCACCAAAUCGAAAGUUGAUUAAAAACUUUAUUUCCUCUUCUCCCAUCGACAUCAAUAUGGAUUAUUUACCCAUUUGAAACCGGAGUAACACCAUUUUUUAAAAAGUGGAAAACAUCCUUCAGUGAUGUUCAACUCAACUUUCAACCAAGACUAGGACUCUACCAAAUGAAUCACUUUAUUCGCAAUACACUUUUUUCUUGGCCACUUCUUUUUCUCUGUCUCUUCCUCACACUAUCUAUCCCUCCAUUGAAACAACUAUCCUGACCAAACCCAGAAAUUUGCAGAUAGUUCAUUGCUAACUUAAGGACAAAAAGCUCUUUUAUUCCAUGACAAGUCUAAUUGUAAUGAUAAAUUUGAUCCUUUCCCCUCAACCCCAACCUUCCUAAAUCCUUUCUCACUGACACUGAGGAAACUAAAAUAAUAUUAUCCCUCUAUUAGAAGUCAAAAGUUAUUAAAUAAAAUAUAUGCACUUCAAA